AUGUGUCAUGCGCGAUAGAGCUUGUGAUGGCAGUAUGGUGCUCGUGAAGGUGAAUGGGAGCUGACACGUUAGAACACUGCAUUGAGCUGUAGCAGUCCUCAUUUAGAGAUUACUGCGUUUUACCGGCGUUUCUAGCGUUUUUCACUAACGAACGACGUGGACUUCCUCUCAGGCUACAGACCUUUAUGUUCUACCUGCCUCAAGUUUGAAGUCCUCUCUCUGCUCUGCUCAGCGGUCAUGGCCAGCCUGUCCAGCUACGCCCUGCGCAUGGCCAGACUGAGUGCUCAGAUCUUUGGGGAGGUGGUGCGUCCGACGGACUCCAGAUCUAUGAAGGUUGUCCAGCUGUUCCAGGAGCCUCCCAUGGCCAAGAGGAAGGAGGUGUACGACUGGUACCCACAGCACAAGAUCUACUACUCCAUGACCCAGAAGCUCCGGUUCAUGGGACUGUUCAGAGACGAGCAUGAGGACUUCAAAGAGGAGAUGCGUCGCCUGAGGAAACUGCGAGGAAAAGGGAAACCAAAGAAAGGAGAGGGGAAGAGAGCCAGCAAGAAGAAAUGAGCUGCUUUUUUUUCUUUCUUUUUUUAUGCAGACAGACAACAUUGGACUGUGUACACACUCUUUACUCUGCCAUCCUCAAGGAGGAACAGGAAGGACGGGUGUGUUAAACAUUUUAUUAAAUAUAUCAAUAAAGAUG
Anoplopoma fimbria (sablefish) is the source of this 694-nucleotide messenger RNA. Its product is annotated as 28S ribosomal protein S33, mitochondrial-like. Lineage: Eukaryota; Metazoa; Chordata; Actinopteri; Perciformes; Anoplopomatidae. The record is from RefSeq and is a predicted model, not a curated record. Bases 238 to 558 code for a protein of 106 amino acids. Gene Ontology annotation, cellular component: mitochondrion. The transcript has 3 exons.